AUGACUAGAAAGAAGGUGAAACUUGCAUUCAUCGUAAAUGAUGCUGCAAGACAAGCAACAUACAAGAAAAGGAAGAAGAGUGUAUUGAAGAAGAUUGAUGAACUAAGUACCCUCUGCGGAAUUGAAGCUUGUGCCAUAAUUUAUAGUCCUUAUGAUCCUCAACCUGAGAUCUGGCCAUCACCAUGCGGAGUUCAAAAUGUUUUGUCAAAAUUCAAGAGCAUGCCAGAAUUUAAGAAAAGCAGAAAAAUGGUGAAUCAAGAGACUUUCUUGGAACAAAGGAUUUUGAAGGGUAAAGAGCAACUAAACAAACAAAUGACAGACAAUAAGGAGAAAGAGAUGACCAUGUAUAUGUUUGAAUGUCUAAAUGCUCGAAAAAUUGUGUCCAACAAUAUGUCUAAGGUCGAUUUCUAUAAUUUGUCAUGUAUGAUUGACAUGAAUUUGAACAACAUUGGUAGAAGGUUGGAUAAUAACAUUAAUAGUCAAGUUCAAUCCGAUAUGGCACUACUUCCUCCACAAGCAUCAGUAUCCCAGAAUGAAGAAAUUGAAAUGAAUAAUGUUGAUAUUAUGCAAGGGCAGUUUUUUAAGGAUACCACGGUGCAUGGUUAUGGAGAUGAAGUGGUUCUGUUUGAUAAUGAUGAUAAUCUUGAAAAUGAGUUUUGGUCUAAUCUACUGUCUUAA
Lathyrus sativus (Indian pea) is the source of this 678-nucleotide messenger RNA. Lineage: Eukaryota; Viridiplantae; Streptophyta; Magnoliopsida; Fabales; Fabaceae. The record is from the annotation of a GenBank genome assembly.